GACACAUAGUUAAGGGGAGUGAACUCAACACACAGGGGAGGGCUCAGGGGUGCUUGGGACAGACUCACAGAUGCUUUGCUGAGCAAACACACGCCAUCCAAGUCUCUCUCAGUGCUGGGUCCUGUGCUGCCCAGGGCAUCAUGGACCAAGGCAACACGACUCUCCCACCAACCACUGGGGUGAAUUCCAGCCAAAACCCAGCAGGUUUGAAUGCCACUUACCUGGCCUCUGCAGUGUUGCUCUUCCCCACCUUCCUGGUGGGUGUGGUGGGGAAUGGGUUGUACCUGUGGGUGCUGGGACUGAAGAUGAGGAGGACGGUGACCACUCUCUGGUUCCUGUCCCUGGUCUCCUCUUACCUCCUCCUCACCCUGCUGAUCCCCUUCUUCAUCAUCUCCCUCCUCAUGGGUUUACACUGGGUCUUUGGCAUGGCCAUGUGCAAGAUCCUCAACACCUGCAUCUCCGUGGGCAUGUUCUCCAUUGUCUUCCAUCUCACCCUCAUCAGCCUGGACCGCUACACUCUCACUCACCAUCCCAUCUGGUCCCGGAAUCACCGCACCAUGUCCCGGGCUAGGAAGCUGGUUGUGGGCAUUUGGCUGGCUUCCUUCGUUCUCAGCACUCCCUACCUGGCUUUCCGGGAGACCCGGGUGGAGGACGGGGACAGGAUCACCUGCAAGAAUAAUUACGCUCUUUCCAGAGACUGGAAUGGAGCCAAGAUGAAGGACAUGGGCAGACGGGUCCACCUGGCCAUUUUCACAGUCCGGUUCCUGCUGGGCUUUCUGCUGCCCUUCUGCACCAUCACGGGAUGUUAUAUCUGCGUUGUGAUGAAGAUGAAGGAGAAGAAGCUGGCAUGGGCUGGGAAGCCCUUCAAAGUCAUUGUGACCACGGUGGUUUCCUUCUUCCUUGGCUGGCUGCCCUACCACCUCUACCAUGGCUUGAAGCUCUCCAAUAAGGAGGUGCCAGAGUCAGUGAUGGGUGCCCUCUUGGUCAUUUACACCUUCACAUCCUGCUUCAAUGCCUGCUUCACCCCCAUCCUCUACCUCUUUGUGGGGGAGAAGUUCUGGCAGGUCUUCAGAACAUCUCUUCUCACUCUGGUGAAAGCGGCUUUUGUCGACGAUCUUGGCAGCAGUGCCUCCGAGUCUAGUGGAAGACAUGGGACAGAAGUCGAGAACACAAAAUAGUUGAUGGCCUGAAGGUGCACAGACUUAGGGAGAGUUGAAAUCUUGCCAUCCCAUUUGUUCUAGAUUCCUGAUGGUUCUAAAUCCAAAUGGGUUUCAGGUAUCUUACUAUUCAUAAACCCUGUAGUGUCCCUGGAUUUUAGAUUCCCUGCUCUCUCUAGAAUUCAAUGCAUUCUAGGUCACUCAAUUUUUUCAAACUCAGUGGAUCAUCAAUGGCAGCAGAUUAGUAGCAAGCUCCAGAAUUUUGUUUGUUUUAGAUCUCUCAAUGUGUUCUAACCCAAUUGACUCUCUUGGAUUCUGCGUCACUAGCUGGCUCUGGAAUCUCAUUUACUGUAAGUCUCUCAAUGUGUUCAAACUCAAAGUCUAUGGGUUCUAGAUUCCCAUCUGGAUCUAGGACAUCACUGGAUUCUAGAGUGUUUUCAAACCACAUAGAAUCCAACAGGUUCCAGAUUGUUUGCUGAAAGUUUCAUCGUGGUUCUAGAUUUCCAAAUGGUUUAAAAUCCAUUAGGCAUAGUAUAUUAUAGAAGAGUCUGUGUAGUACAAUAGUGAUAUCUAGCUCUUUUCCAGUAUUUGUAAUCAGUAGAUCUCAAAGAACUUUAGCAAGGAGAUCAUUAGCAGUCUUUCAGUUUUUAGAAAUGGAGAAACUGAGGUACAGAUUGGGGAAGUAGCUUGGCCAAGGUCACCCAGUGGAAACUUUGCUAAGUCCAGUGGCAAAACCGGGAACAAACCCAUGUCAGCUGUCUCCCAGCCCAGGUCUCUAUCCAUGAAUUUCCUUAGAUUGUGAGCUCUCUGGGACAGGGACUGUCUUUUUGCUCUGUGUUUGUACAGAGCCUAGCACAGCGGGAUCUUGGGCCAGGAUGGGGGUUCCCAGUACUACCGAAAUAAAAACUAAUAAUAAAUUCUCAUUCCCAGGCAUUCCUUGAACUACAUAAAUUCUGUACAUUUUGUGGGACAUCUCUGACAUAAUUUACAAACACUGUGUGAUUCGCUCACUAGGAUAUUUUGUGUGGGGAGUUUCUGGCUUAGUUUAACAGCAGCCGGUAAGGAAAACAAGCCAGCAGAAUGAAGAGCAGCUCCAGAGAAACCACCUGCCUAUGAAAAUUCAGGGUGGUGAAGAGGCAACGUGCGAGCUAGUAACUGUGGUGCUGUAUAGAAUGUAGGUGACCAUUCAUAAUAUUAUGGAUACCAAUAUUGCGAAGUUGCAUGAAUCAUACCAGGUAUGCCAUGUAAGGUAUCAGUAGAAAAAGGUAUGAUUUGCUAAAUAUGGUAAGCUUGGUUAUAUGUAUGUGUCAUGUUUGUAUUUGAGUUAGAAAAAUGUGUGGUAUAUUGAUAUCUCCAAUUUGUGCUGUGUAUCUGUGUGACACCCCCAGAUAGAUUGGCAUUAGCACUGCCUAGUCUGUUCGAUGGCCCAUCAAGGGCAAUCGGCUGUACAGUAAACCCGUUGAGAGAAGCCAGGGGCUAUGCCUCUGAGUCAGCAGGACUUAUAGGGACAUGCCUGGGGACAGGGAACUCCAAGACCUUCUCCAUACCCAAAUGCUGGGAACUUGUGUUUGGGACAGAGGAUAUAUACAGGAUAUAAGACGGCAGCUGCAUCUUCUCCAUUUUGUCUUCAAUCCUGGUUUUGACCUCUGGAGAAACUUCUGUACAAACUGCAGGUCUGAACAAAGGCCUGAAUGACCCAUCCAAGCUUUGGGUGUGUUCCAGAGGGACUUUACAAGCCAGCAAACUCACCAGUGAUAAAUGGACUUUGAAGUCUCUGUGUGUAUAGUAAAAACUUUGAUUUUAGAUGCUAAAGGAUUAGUUGACAGUGUGGUAUUUUUGGGAAAAAUCCAAACCAAUAUUGAUCUGGUAAUGAGGCUGGGCG
Messenger RNA from Trachemys scripta elegans, 3039 nucleotides. Its product is annotated as probable G-protein coupled receptor 33. NCBI's taxonomy places the organism in Eukaryota, Metazoa, Chordata, Testudines, Emydidae. Gene Ontology annotation, molecular function: complement receptor activity; G protein-coupled receptor activity. Gene Ontology annotation, cellular component: plasma membrane. The record is from RefSeq and is a predicted model, not a curated record. The transcript is spliced from 2 exons. Gene Ontology annotation, biological process: positive regulation of cytosolic calcium ion concentration; complement receptor mediated signaling pathway; inflammatory response. Bases 141 to 1178 code for a protein of 345 amino acids.